AUGGCCAAUACUCUCGCUCCCUAUCUCGGCGCUAUUCGAAGCUCGCUGGAAUCGGCGCUAUGUCUGCGCAACUUUCCAUCGCAGACCGUCGAGCGCCACAACAAGCCCGAAGUCGAGAUGCAAAUGAGCAAAGAGCUGUUGUUGAACCCAGUUCUGAUCUGCCGCAAUGAGCAGGAGAAGUGCUUGAUCGAGCCAUCCAUCAACUCGACGCGCGUGAGCAUUUGCAUCAAAAAGGCGGACGAGAUCGAGACGAUCCUUAGCCACAAGUUCAAUCGCUUCCUCAUGCAGCGCGCUGAGCAGUUCAUUGUCAUGCGGCGAGUGCCCGUGGAAGGCUACGACAUGAGCUUCCUCGUGGUGCACCAGCACCUUGAGAACAUGUACAAGCACAAGCUCAUUGACUUCAUCAUCACGUUCAUGGAAGACAUUGACAAGGAGAUUAGCGAGAUGAAGAUCUCGCUCAACGCGCGCGGCCGCAUCGUUGCCACGGAGUUUAUGAAGCAGUUUACCUGA
Peronospora matthiolae is the source of this 510-nucleotide messenger RNA. Lineage: Eukaryota; Oomycota; Peronosporomycetes; Peronosporales; Peronosporaceae. The record is from the annotation of a GenBank genome assembly.